This is a messenger RNA of Tachysurus fulvidraco (yellow catfish), 2119 nucleotides long. It is a transcript of the gene kcnj11, whose product is annotated as potassium inwardly rectifying channel subfamily J member 11. The transcript has a single exon. The record is from RefSeq and is a predicted model, not a curated record. Gene Ontology annotation, molecular function: ATP-activated inward rectifier potassium channel activity. Gene Ontology annotation, cellular component: plasma membrane. Bases 714 to 1862 code for a protein of 382 amino acids. Gene Ontology annotation, biological process: potassium ion import across plasma membrane; regulation of monoatomic ion transmembrane transport. Lineage: Eukaryota; Metazoa; Chordata; Actinopteri; Siluriformes; Bagridae.
GAUACUGUCUAGCUUACUAACUUGUUCAUGUGGGAUUUUCCUGGACAGCUGGGUUUGAGUUCCUUGGUGUGUUUUUUUGUCCAGUUCCUGUUUCAGCAGAAAGCUCACGGAUCUACUAGCUGCGUCUUCGACAACAUUCAAGACAACCAUCUUGUUUCUCUUCAGGAGAUUAGUGAUGAGCUCAGCGAAAUACCCCAGUUGAGUGUAGGAGUUUGACUCUCCAUUGUGUGAGGGUCAAUGAAAGCAGGUGCUGAAAAUUAGUUCUAAUCCCGGACUUAAAGGAGACAUGAGCACACGAGUCGCGCGGUUAGUCCCCGAGCUCUCACACGCACAUAUCACAGAGCACUGACAAAUGGAAGCUGAAGGAUGCUGGACAGAAAUAUCUUGUUUGGAGUGAUAGGCAGCAGCAGCUGAGAUGUUGAAGGUCUGCGUUGAAACGACGCCUGACUGGUUAACGAGCCCGGUGUGCGCUCCUAAUUUCGCUGAGCAGAAAGAAGCUCGAGUGUAUGGACAAGUGUGUUAUCGGAUCCGCUUUAAGUUGGUUGGAUAGGACAAAAAUAUCAGUGUUUCUAAAAGACAACUUUUGAACAGGGACUGGACUGUAAACACUGAUUCCAAACUGGCAACCCAAUCUCCUGGUGCCCAGUGAACGCUGCGCCGUGUGCACUUGGCAAUCAACGAGAGAAGUGUGGAGGCAGUAGUAUGGGAUAGCAAUGUUGUCCAGGGAAGGUAUAAUUCCUGACGACUAUGUCCUGACCCGGUUGGCGGAGGACGUGCUACAACCCCGAUUCAAGUCGAAACAAAGGAAGUCGCGCUUUGUUUCCAAGAACGGCGCGUGUAACGUUGCGCACACGAACAUCCGUGAACAGGGGCGCUUUCUGCAGGACGUGUUCACCACCCUGGUAGACCUAAAAUGGCUUUAUACGCUGAUUAUCUUUACCAUGUCUUUUCUGUGCAGUUGGUUCCUGUUUGGCAUGAUCUGGUGGCUCAUUGCUUUCGCGCACGGCGACCUGGACACGAACGCGGACGGAUUUGUGCCAUGCGUCACCGACAUACACUCGUUUUCCUCAGCCUUUUUGUUCUCCAUCGAAGUACAGGUGACAAUAGGUUUCGGAGGGCGCAUGAUUACGGAGGAGUGCGUGUCCGCUGUUAUAAUUCUGAUCAUACAGAACAUUGUGGGUCUGUUGAUUAACGCGAUCAUGCUGGGUUGCAUCUUUAUGAAAACAGCGCAAGCGCGCCGCCGCGCUGAGACUCUGAUCUUCAGCAAACAUGCGGUGAUCUCACUGAGGAACGGCAAGAUGUGCUUCAUGGUGCGCAUCGGCGACCUGCGCAAAAGCAUGAUCAUCAGUGCCACAGUACGCAUGCAGUUGGUGCGUCGUAGCAACACGGAAGAGGGUGAAGUGAUUCCCUUGGAGCAGAUUGACAUCCAGACAGACAACCCGGUGGGCGGCAGCAGCAUCUUCCUCGUGUCACCGCUCAUCAUCAGCCACGUGAUUGACAAGAGCAGCCCUAUGUAUGAGCUGUCAGCUGACGCCUUGCAGCGCGAAAACAUUGAGGUUGUGGUGGUGUUGGAGGGCGUGGUGGAGACCACCGGCAUCACCACACAGGCGCGCACAUCCUACGUGUCAGAGGAGAUCCUGUGGGGUCAGCGAUUCGUGCCCACCGUGUCCGAGGACGACGGCAUAUACGCCGUGGAUUACUCCAAGUUCGGCAACACGGUGAGGGUUCCCACGCCGACCUGCAGUGCCCGGAAGCUGGACGAAGAUGAGGGCGUGGUUUGGUUUAAAUCACGAGACCUCACUUCCGCCAGAGCUUCCAUGCGUAGGCGAGUAAAGCGUCAAGCGACCCAUCACGAUGAGUGAACCGCAUUCUCAAUGGGAAAAAAUCAUAUCUAGAUAUAGAUAUACGUGCAGUUCGUUUUUUAUUCUAUACAAAUGGAGUUAUGCAAUAACUUAGCCUGUGCAAAAGCAUCAAUAAAUUAUGUGAAGAUUAAUUAUCAUAUGCAUGCACGUUUGCACGGUAUUUUUACUCAGGGGAUUUAAUGUUCACAUACUAGUUUGCUACAGAUAAAUGCAUCCCACACUGGCCUUGACAUGCAAAUAAACGACUGUUUUCAUGA